Fomitiporia mediterranea MF3/22 is the source of this 4284-nucleotide messenger RNA. RefSeq lists its product as uncharacterized. NCBI's taxonomy places the organism in Eukaryota, Fungi, Basidiomycota, Agaricomycetes, Hymenochaetales, Hymenochaetaceae. The transcript has 6 exons. Gene Ontology annotation, molecular function: guanyl-nucleotide exchange factor activity. The record is from RefSeq and is a predicted model, not a curated record. Bases 1 to 3798 code for a protein of 1265 amino acids.
AUGUCCGAAUUGACAGGAGCUAUGGUUUACUGUGUCUAUCUCACCUCAAUAGGUGCCAUCUCGGCACCAGUAUGUCGACCGAAAGCGGAAAAACGGCCUUCGGUAGUCACUCCGGGUUACGCGGAAGGGCGAGGGCCGAUGGUAUCUGCGAAAGGUUCCAGGCCGGAGCUCUCGUCCCGCCUAAACUCGUAUCAAUACCCUCCCUCGUCGUUCCCGUCCUGUGUUACGACGUCUAAGGAACACGCCGAGCCGAAGCUGAAGUCGCGUGUGCGUCCUACAUCGCUACAGUUACUGUCGGUAAAGCAAGCCCAACAAUCGAACCGCUUACGGAAGGACUCCGACAGGGAAGUGAAGACCCGCAGGAAGUUAUCAGACGGAGAGUAUGUCCCUGAGGCUGGGGUUGGAAUGGCAGCUCACUCGCGAACGCAAAGCAUGGGUUUCGGAAUAUGUGGCAAUUCAGUCCCGAACACAGAAGGCAGUGUAUGCGCUAGCGUACGCCGCGCAUCUGUGGACGUGGUUCCUGCACACUCAGGGCCUGCAUACGGUCGUGUUUAUACGACCUCACCCGAAUCGUCACCCGGAAUCUCUCCUGGAGCAUUACCGUCAAUUCCAUCGUCACCCGUUUCACCAAUGCUAUCGCCUCUGCCAAGCCUACCAUUUCCGUCCCAGCGACUCUUUCGCUUACAAGGCGCGUUAACGGAUGUGGACCGCCAAGUACUCGCACGAGAAAAGAAACGAAUAUUAAAGGGCAAGGAAAAGGCGAGGAAAGCAGCCGGAGGCGACAAGGAGCGGGGUGAGGUUCAAUGUGAGGUUGAAGCUGCUGUUCGGGCGGUGUGUGGCGUAUUUACGGCAGAGGCUGGUAACUUCAAACCAUAUGAAGCAUUCUGUGCAGGGCACGUUGAAGCAAUGGAAACGACUCGUCGCGUUAUGCGGGCUCAUGCAAACGGCUGGUUAGAAUGGGAGAAGCGCUGUGCCGAAGAGGUAGUUCGGAGGGAUACCGACGGCACUGCUGGAUCCGACUUUGUUGCCGACUCGCCGGCGCCAUCGCCAUCGUCCCCAAAGGCAAUAACUCACUGUACCAGCCGCAAUAGCUUACUUUCGAGUAUGGUCCUUGAUGCUGAAGAUUCGCAUUCAUCGACGUCGACUCUGCGUCGUCGUCACUCUGCAUCUGAAUCAUCCGGGAGUCUGAGAGCGAGCGCAAGUACAACGCUUAAACAUACAAAAAGUGACCCGACGCCGCCUCCAGCAGGACAUAGCUACAGCCAAGUUCACGGACAGUCACAAUCCCGUGGCUCUGGUACCAUAUAUGACACACUUUCAGUGAGGCGCCUCUCUCGCGGAGCAGAGGGGCUGUACGGAGGAUCUGCACCUGCUGCCCAAAAUGAGAACGAGCGACAGCGUGCAAGGAGUGCGCGCACGAAGCUUUCUUUUGCAGAUUAUCUAAUCAAACCAGUGCAGCGCGUUUGCAAGUAUCCACUGCUGUUUGAACAACUCCGUGCAUCCGGGAAAGGGGAGGAAGUAGAAAGUAUGCCCACCCCCACGACGGCAUCCGCGAUUGAGACUAGUGCGUUGUUUGCUACCGUAACAACCUCUGUUUCAACUAGCCGUGACCCGGAUCCAUCAGUUGAACCUUCACAGAAGAGGACAUCAUUUAGGCUGGGCGGAGAUUCUGAUGAUGAUGACGAGGAGGGUAAUGACGUCGACCUGGAAGCAAAUGAAAGGGAUACUGAAGUUGCGGUUGCACGUGUUCUGCGGGAAAUGCGUGAAGUUGCACGUUCUGUCGACGAAGCAAAACGUCGGCGUGAUCUUGAGAAGAAAAGUGCACUCAUCGUGGACCGCCUUGUAUCAGGGACACCCGGAAACGGAAAUCAUAGUUCACAACCUUCGUCAAUUAUUGAUAGAGAUGCAUUGGAUGAUGACAAAGGUAGCGCUGAGGAUGGAAGGAUAGAGUCUCGCAGUGAACUCGGACACGGUACAGGAUCUUCCAUGGCGGGAGCGGAUGGUGCAUGGUCAUCGAAACCGCCAACGCGUUCAUUGUCGUUUUCGGCUUCGUUUGCUCGGACGCGUUCUCGAAGUGGGUUCGGCCGCACAAACUCCGCUUUCAUCAGUCACCUGCGCAAGCAAUCACAAGCAACAGAGUUCGGCGAGAAUGCAAAACACGCGCAGGUGCCUGGACCCCCCACGCGCGUAUUUUUAGCAUCCCUUGGCGCGUGCUUAUUAGCUGGCUCACUUGAUGUUGUUGUUACCAGCAUUGAAAGACCUUCAGUCAAGCCGGUGCGUCGGGAUGGCGGAAAGCGUGACUCAAUGCUCUCGUUGUCUGGAAUGACUGCCAUGGGCUCUAAUAAUGGAAUCGCGACAGCAUCUACGUACAUGCCGCUGGCGUCACGCGACCCGGUCAAAGUUAAGUAUCUCGCAGCAUUCCUAUACGUCGGCGGAUACAUCGUUCUCGCGAAAACGCCGAAGGCCGGCGUUUAUGAACCUCGCCAUUGGUUUGCAUUGACAGAUGAAACGAUUGAAAUCGUGGAUGUUCGCGAGGAGAAAGCGCUUCUUCCUUGCUCGUUCCAUCUUGUCUUUCAUGCGACUGGUCACCGGCUAGAGCUUGCUGCCGCAUGCCAACGUGAAAAGGAGAUCUGGCUAGGUGCAAUGCACCACGCACGCAGCCUCCCACCGAACUGGAUAUUUGAACCUGUGCCUACACUCAACGUUUCCGCAAAUCUCUUGAAUCCUCAAGCGACACGUAACAGCGUCGAAGCUCCCCCUGUUCCAUCCAUUCCGUCAAUGGGUGAAGACGCUCUUGCAAAUGAGACGAACCCCUCGCGCAUGCCAUCAAACUCAACGCUUAAAGCCGACAUAACUAUCAAGCCGAAUCGUAGACAGUCCGUCAACGGAUCAAGUGUUCGCGCGUUCUUCAUGAGCAGCUCUGAUAAUGGAUUAGCCCCUCCACCAGCUGUUCUGAUCCGUCGUGUCUCAGCGACACGGCGCGCACAGACCGAUCGUCAUCUCGCUGAUGUACUCUCUCAGCCUCUUUUGUCGGCAAGGUUCCAUGCGAAGGCACAUGAUGAGAUACUUUUCCGUGAUCCGGUUCCACCACAGCAAGGCACAGGUAUCGGAGUUGGUGCUAUGGCAAAGAAUAAGUUAAUGGCUCGCGAAAGCGUUCUUGUUUCAAAGCAAUGUGCACCGUCAAUCUGUUCAUCGCUUGCAUCUUCUGUGGAUCAGAGCUCUGUAAUUUCUGAUUCAGCUUCCAACGUAACGGUGCAGGGACAAACGCAACAAGCAACGCGCGGGAAGAACAUGAAAAAGAACACGAGCAGAGGUUCUCUGGGCAUGCUCCUCACACUUCCAAGUCAACUCCUUGAAGGAAACACAAAGGAUAGUGGAAUGUCGACGCCAUCUUCACAAGGGUGUUUUUCAUUUGACUCGCCACUUCCAAGCACGUCAACGGCUACCUCAAUAGAGCCUGUUUCGCGUUCCCAAUGUUCAUCUGUGUCACCGGGCAUACCAAUAGCAAGCCCCUCAAACGACGGUUUCCCACCGGAAGUACGAGUUGUAGGAGUUGACACGGAUCCUCAGGCCGAAGACGAAGUGUUGCCCGACGUGCUUGAUCAUAUGGAACGCCCGAAACGCUCGCGUUCCCUCGUGAAUAGCUUCCGCGUGUUCUUUGGCACUCCGCGUUCUCUUUCUUCUUCUCCCGCUCCUUCCACGUCUAGCUCGAGACAAACUUCGGUUGAAGGCUCACUCGAGGUGCCAGACGCCGAAAGCACGCCCCAACGGAACACUCGCAAAAUCAGAAAACCCUAGGCCGAUCCAUUAAAUAUCGCCUCUUCCCUGGAAGCUUCGUUCCCCUGACUCCCGUCGACGGACAACAUGAGUGUUCGUCAUAACGAAAAUUACGUCCUUCGGGACGAACUGCAUGGAUUGUAUCGGUCAUUUUGCAGCCGUUAAGGCCGCUUUGUAACAUUUUUCUCGAGCUUCUGCGCAAUGUGUAUUCAUUCAUCAAGCAUUUCUAUCCUUCACUCCAAGUAUCGUAAUUAGACAUUAAUCUCAAGCGAACACGCCCAGGCUUGAUUUGCACGAUUCCUUCUUUCCUCGUCUUCCUUUCACGAUAGUUCUCUUCUGCGAAGUUUCCAUCCAUCCCACUUUUCCCUUUCAUUUCUCUGGAGUCUGGCCUGUUUCUCUGCAACUGAGCCAUCCUUCGACAUGUACUAUAAUUGAUUUUUAUUACCGUCAUUACUGCGCACGUCACUGUAUUCUUCGCAUCACUCAUUAUCACUUUGUAUGUAUCUU